This is a messenger RNA of Triticum turgidum subsp. durum (durum wheat), 618 nucleotides long. NCBI's taxonomy places the organism in Eukaryota, Viridiplantae, Streptophyta, Magnoliopsida, Poales, Poaceae. The record is from the annotation of a GenBank genome assembly.
AUGCUAGUGUAUGAGUUCCUCCCUAAAGGUAGUCUAGAAGACAUUCUUCAUAGUGGCCACAAGAUGCCUAUCAACUUGGAUCUGCGUUUAAGAAUUGCUGCAGAAUCAGCAGAUGGUCUAGCUUAUAUGCAUUCAAAGACCACUACUAAGAUCGUACAUGGUGAUGUUAAACCAGCAAACAUACUGUUGGAUGAUAAAUUUGUGCCGAAGAUCUCAGACUUUGGCAUAUCAAGGUUGAUUGCAAGAGAUAAACAACAUACCCUAUCAAUCAUUGGUGACAGAAGCUACAUGGAUCCUGUAUAUUUCCAAACAGGCCUACUAACUGAAAAAAGUGAUGUUUACAGUUUUGGAGUUGUGAUCUUGGAGCUUAUCAGCAGGGAGAAGGCCACACAUUCUGACAAUAAUAGCUUGGUAAAUAAUUUCCUUGAAGCUCACAAGAAUGAGAAGAAAGCAACUGAGUUUUUUGACAAGGAAAUUGCAGUAACAAGAGAUCUAGACCUUCUUGAUAGUCUAGCGGAGAUGGCCGUGGAAUGCCUUAGCCUUGAUGUGGAUCAGAGACCAACAAUGACAGAGGUAGCAGAGCAACUCUUCAAACUGAGUCGAUCUCGUGACUUUUAA